AUGGCCGAUCUUAGUUGCGCCUACGCAGAUGCCGGCGCCAUAUCUGACCUGGAGCAGAUAUGUGAUGAAGAAGAUGACUUUGAUUCUUCCGCUAGCACCACAUCAGGUCCCCACGAUCGCCAACUGGAGUCGCUUCAAUCUCCCGACGAAGAGGUUGCCGCGCCCAAGCUCCGUACUCAACAUGACCGCACUAUACCCGUCACAGAUCCUCAGCUCAAAGGUGACAUUGAUAAGACCGAUAAAACUACUGAGAUAUCCUCAGCCAACAGCCAUUCCGAAUCAGCCGAAGAUGUCCAGAAACCAAGGAGUCGAAACUUCUUGGAUCUUCCCGUGGAUCUUCUUCAAGAAAUCAUCAAAGAGGUCACGCAUACGAAUGAUUUGACCUCCUUAGCCCUUACCUGUUCCGCACUCCACGCACUCGCGAUCCCCCAGAUGUACUCUCGAUUCGAUAUAGUUUGGCCAGAUGCUUUCCCGCAGUCUGAUCAUCCCGGAGGAGUGGAUGCGCUUUCCUACGGAUUGGCAACCUUGGUCAUGGGAGAGGACAUAUUCCGCGAGGUACCUGCUAAGCCUGUGCUACAUCCGUGCUCCAAAUGCGGAAGCAGUUACCACGCGCAACACACACAACAGGACGGCGGCCGGUUCCGUCGUGGAAACUAUUUUGCACAAUACACACGCAAGUUUUCAGUGGGUAACGGGCCACCAGAUUGGGUCCAGGAAUACUCAGUCACCAAAGAGACAGGUAAAAUGCUUGGGACGCUCGUUGCCUUAGCCGUCGCUCGCAUGGUAAAUCUGGAGACUUUCAUUUGGGACAUGCCAACCGGCGUCGUGAGAGAUGUAUGGAUCGCUCUAUCAUCACUAGCAGACCGGCCAGGACAUGACUGCCGUCUGGAGAACGUUUGGAUACGAUGGCACGAUAAUUCUGAAAAUACGAUCCGCUCUUUAUCAGGCGUCCCUACCACAUCUUCACUAACUCUCCCUGAGACCCAAAAUAUCCUGGUUCCGCCCCCUGCAAACUCGUCACUUUUUCGGAAAUAUGGGCAUGUAGAAUAUCCAUCGCUCUCUAUUCUGCCUGCUCUAAAAAAACUCAGUGUUCUCGACAUAGAUGAGCCGUCAUACCUUGAGGAAAUGUCCGUACUCGUUAAACGCUCGCGAGAUCGGCUGAGGGAGCUCCGUAUUGGCCUUUCAUCAAAGGUCUAUAAGGCAGAAUGGUUGAAACCACAGGGAGCCUCUCAACCAGAACAACAAGCCACAUCCGCGACCCCCAUAUCGGGCUGGCCGAGAGCUGGCGGAGUGCUUGGGGUGAUACUGGGCUGGCCCGGACGCCAUAGCCGGCAGUCUUCUUUGAAGCAGGAAGCUAAAGCUGAAGAAGAGAUUGCAUCUGGAGAUAGUUCCACCCAAAUUGAAACGCCAGCUUCCGUUAACACUCUGAUUGAAGGACUCUCGAUGCAGACUCUCGAUGCAACACCGGUACAUCAUUUGGUCGAGGCACAAGAUAUUGUUGACGCUGGAAAUAUUCCUCCAUCCGGCACUCAGCCAACGCAUUCCAUCCAACCGGCUGUGCCCAAAACUCAAAGGGAGAGCUCAAGGAGGUCGUCAAAAGCAGUUUACCCCUCCAUACCUGACUCUGAUCGCCAAUCCUUAAAACUGGAGGUCCUCGAAUUGGAGCGUGUACCUAUCUCGGCCCCUGUUUUACUAGAUACGAUCGAUUGGACCCGACUUACCACGCUCACCAUCCUUCGCUGCGAAGGCCAUGAAAAACUCUGGAGAGGUCUUCGGCGCCGAUUUUCCCCUUCUUCUACAUCGUGCACUAAAAAUGGCAGAAAUGGAGGGACAAUUCAAGAGAAGAAUUCAUCCCAGUACCCUUUGAAAAUAAAGCAUAUUCAUACCGAUGCAGUCUCGCCAUACCUUUUGCUCUUCGUCAAGGAUACUCUUCGUCCUGACACGCUUGAAACAGUUUUCCUUCAUGGGGCCCCCAUGCAUGACUCCGCUGUUCAUAUUGAAGGGAUAUACCGGAAUGUGAUCCGAAACCAUCGGCUGAGUUUGAGAAAGUUGUUGGUGGAUAGCACCGAACGAUCCACUGCCGGGAUUGAAAUAGGAACUAGCCGCUGGAGAAAAUGGAUGUUCACACGAGAGGUCCUUACUUUCUUAACAAGUGGGCGCAUGCCUAAGCUGAGAGAGCUUUCCAUGACCAUUGACUCUAAAGACUGGCACUAUUUCCUGCAAAGACUACCUUCCAUUCCUCAACUUCGAGCUCUCCAUAUCCCUCACAUUAUCCGCCCCGUCCAUAUCGACCUGAAAGAGCUCGCCAUGCAGGUUCUCGACAUAGUAACGCUGCGGCCGGAGAUUAACAUCAGCUAUGUGGGCAUGCAGACCAAAUGCUAUGAGAUCCUCGAAGGUAAAGGCAAUGAAUAUGACACCGAGACGGACGAUGUUCACAGUGAGGGAUUUGUCCCAGGGGCUGAGACUUGGGCGGGUUCCGAUACGAAUGAUGAAGAUUCCGAUGAUGACGACGAAGGGAUGACGGUUGAUUCACAAUCCGAUUUGUCGGAGGACGAUCGUCAUUCGCUAGAAGAUGAUGAUACUUCAGACUACGACAACGGUCGACCUCGGGUGUCUUUCCGCUUGCGGGAGAUACUCUUUUAUGAUGACAAGAUUGCAAUUUUCAAAGCCAGACAUGGAGUUCUAUGA
Aspergillus puulaauensis is the source of this 2688-nucleotide messenger RNA. RefSeq lists its product as uncharacterized. The record is from RefSeq and is a predicted model, not a curated record. The transcript has 3 exons. Bases 1 to 2688 code for a protein of 895 amino acids. Lineage: Eukaryota; Fungi; Ascomycota; Eurotiomycetes; Eurotiales; Aspergillaceae.